This is a messenger RNA of Pleuronectes platessa (European plaice), 4755 nucleotides long. RefSeq names its product major facilitator superfamily domain containing 14A2 (gene slc71a1-2). NCBI's taxonomy places the organism in Eukaryota, Metazoa, Chordata, Actinopteri, Pleuronectiformes, Pleuronectidae. Gene Ontology annotation, cellular component: membrane. Gene Ontology annotation, biological process: transmembrane transport. The record is from RefSeq and is a predicted model, not a curated record. The transcript has 12 exons. The coding region runs from base 188 to 1660 and encodes 490 amino acids. Gene Ontology annotation, molecular function: transmembrane transporter activity.
GGAAGUCCCGUUGAAGUGAGGCGGGGAUGAGAAAUCAUCGUUGAGUUAGCGCGCUGCUACCUGCUAGCUGUUGCCCGGAGCCAGCUGCCGAGCUGUUGUCAGCUAAGUAGCCCAGUCGCUGUGUUCUUUUCUCCGUCAACAGGCGCGACGAUGACCCGCUGACACCAAGAAUGGACAUAAGUUAACAAUGACGGGGGAGAAAAAGAAGAAAAAGCGGCCGAACCGCAGCAUUCUUCUUGCAAAGAAAAUUAUAAUAAAAGAUGGAGGAAGUCCACAGGGAAUCGGUGAGCCCAGUGUUUACCAUGCCGUGGUGGUCAUCUUCCUGGAGUUUUUUGCAUGGGGUCUCCUCACCACCCCAAUGCUCACGGUAUUACACGAAACAUUCCCCCAACACACAUUCCUGAUGAAUGGGCUUAUUCAUGGCGUCAAGGGUCUACUAUCAUUUCUGAGUGCUCCUCUGAUUGGGGCAUUGUCAGAUGUAUGGGGACGCAAGUCUUUCCUGCUGCUAACAGUCUUCUUCACAUGUGCUCCCAUUCCACUGAUGAAGAUCAGCCCAUGGUGGUACUUUGCCGUCAUCUCCAUGUCCGGCGUCUUCGCCGUCACCUUCUCUGUGAUCUUUGCCUACGUGGCCGAUAUCACGCAGGAGCAUGAGCGGAGCACAGCAUACGGUUUGGUAUCAGCGACCUUUGCAGCCAGCCUGGUUACCAGUCCGGCCAUUGGAGCCUACCUGUCUGUGACCUACGGAGACACCUUGGUGGUGAUCCUCGCCACGGCCAUCGCCCUGCUCGACAUCUGCUUCAUCCUAGUGGCGGUGCCAGAGUCGCUGCCAGAGAAGAUGAGGCCAGCAUCGUGGGGGGCACCGAUCUCCUGGGAACAGGCAGACCCCUUUAGUUCUCUGCGUAAAGUGGGCCAGGACCCCACGGUGCUGCUCAUCUGUAUCACAGUGUUUCUCUCCUACCUUCCAGAGGCCGGCCAAUACUCCAGCUUCUUCCUCUAUCUGCGACAGGUUAUUGGCUUCACAUCCGAGACAGUGGCUGCCUUCAUCGCUGUAGUGGGGAUCCUCUCAAUAAUAGCUCAGACGGUUGUGUUGGGGAUCCUGAUGCGAUCAAUAGGAAAUAAGAACACGAUCCUGCUCGGCCUUGGCUUCCAGAUCCUCCAGCUGGCGUGGUACGGCUUCGGCUCUCAGCCCUGGAUGAUGUGGGCUGCAGGAGCUUUAGCAGCCAUGUCCAGCAUCACUUUCCCGGCCAUCAGCGCCAUCGUGUCCCGUAACGCAGAUCCAGACCAACAAGGUGUCGUCCAGGGGAUGAUCACCGGGAUCCGGGGCCUCUGUAACGGUUUGGGUCCUGCGCUUUACGGUUUCGUCUUCUACUUGUUCCACGUGGAGCUGACUGACUCAGACGGCAAUGAGAAAGGGGGCAAACUCAACAUGGCCAACCCAACUGAUGAGAGUUCCAUCAUCCCCGGGCCUCCCUUCCUCUUUGGUGCAUGCUCAGUUCUGCUGUCUCUGCUGGUCGCCCUGUUUAUCCCAGAGCACACGGGACCCGGCGCGAGACCCGGCGCCUACAAGAAGCACAGCAACGGUGCACAGAGUCACUCCCACAGCCCCCAGGGCAGUGGGGCAGAGGGCAAGGAGCCUCUGCUGGAGGACAGCAGCGUAUAACCUCAGCUAAGGAGGGGCUGACACCCUCACUCCGCCCCCACAACCCCUGCACAAAUGAACAGACACACACAUUUUCCCACAUGGACACGCUCGCACCUCAGGCACACAUCAGACCCGAGUGCCGCUGAGAGGUGCAAGUGUCUGUGUUUGUGUCCACGGCACAAAAGUGGGCACUCAUUCCCUAGCAGCCCUUUUGUGUUUUAAAAGCAGGGUACUUUGAGGACUCUCUAGCGACCCUGCACAGAGAGAGUGUGUUGAGUUUAUUAUUUUUGGGCUGCAGUGGAAAGGUGUUUGUGUGACUUGGUGGAGCUGGACUCUUUGGUUUCUAUAAAAUGAGUGAAGCAUACAGCAGCUCGCCCCCUACUGGUGCAGAGCAGAAGGAAAGUGAUUUGGUUUAGAGCUUGCGUUACUAAAUCCCUGUGUGAUUCCUCAUAUUCCUCCUGUAGCCAGCGAAGCGCCAACUCUGUCUGUUUGUUCCGACAGAAGCGCAACAAACAGCCAGUCGGACGCGUCGCUCUCUGUCUCACAUGAGUUAACUCCUGUUCUGAGGUCAGCACAGCUCCAAGAAGGGAACACGGUUCUUCCUCUGAGUGCUCCCAGCGGGGGGAGCACAGUAACUGUACACCUGAGGGAGGAGCCUCUGCAGGGCAGCGUUGGAGAGGCUCUGCCAAGUCUCAGAUAGGACGGGUCAACCAGUUCACUUAGAUAAAGCUUCGUAAGACCACACUUUGUUGAAUUGUCACUCUUCUUACAGACGGGAGUGUGCAACUGAGACCACUUUAUUAGCUGAAACAGUUUUUUUCAAUGUUUACUUGCCAUUCUCUAGAUUAGUAGUACAGUUUGGGUUGUAUAUUUUUCCGUUUGAACUGAAGGCUAGUUGUGCUUCACGUUUUUAUUCAAGAAACAAAUGUUGCCUUGAAGUGACUUAAGAUAUAUAAAUAUAUAGAUAUUACGUAACCUGUAUGAUGACCGAGGUCUGAGGAGGCUCUGUAAUCAUACGCUAUCGCUCCCAUCGGAGCUGUUACACAUUUUUAAAUCUGUUUUGGUUUCACGUCCUUCCUGUUACUUCGUUUGCUGAUGUUCUGUUGCCGACAGGGUGAAGGUUUAUUUAUGAAGCUUCUGGAACAUAAGGAGCUGGAGCGGCGCUAUCAGCACGUCAGUGUUGGCACUGACUGUUAAUAUGGACAAAUAUCAAUAUCAGUAAUGGAGUUUGUGAUGUAAUGGACAAAGAUUGGGAGUGAGGUGACCGGAUAAGAACGGUUUCAUAUUAUCCCCGACAUUUUAGAUCUCUCGACCUGUUGCUGACGUGGAAGAAACUUAAACAUGUGAAACUCUGACACCCGCAUUUAACAGACUGCAGAUUCUCCACAAGGUGGCGUUGUUGGCUCACUGUCAACCUGCACCACCUGUAGGACAUUCGGCAGCAGUUGAGAUCAGUAGAUGCAGAGCGCUGCCUGCAGGCGAAGGGAAAGAAAAGCUGCUUCAGUAUUUUCAGAUGUGACAGCUGCAGAAUUAGUUUUUGAGUUAUUUUUCAUUUUAGGUUAAAUAUUAAACAACCAAUUUCUCUUUUUUUAUAUAUUUUUAUCUCACAUAUACACACUUAAAAUAACAGGGUUCCCAUUCUAAUAAAACUAAAGCAAACUGCUAAAAUAUAUAUAAGUAUUCAUCAAAUUGAACCACUCAUAAGAACAACAUUACAUAAUUAUAUAACCACUUUAACCUCUGAUAAAAAAAAAUACGAUUAAUUCGUCCUCAUCCUCCAGUAGACCAUAAACCUUUUGUUCUUAAAUCUUCAGAUGAAAACCCUUUAAAUUCUCAAGUUAUAACUUUCAUCAUAGGACUUGGAUCAUCACAAAUUUUCCCAUUAGUCAUCUAUAGAUAUCAAUCAAAUAACAUUUUUAGAAACAUUAAAAAGGAAACCUCUGCAACAUUCGGUGUCUGACAGUUUCCAUGAUUAGAAUUUUUUUUGUUUUUAUUACCUUUCUGCCUGAGUCAUGGUGUCUGUUGCUGCUGCUGUCGUCACUUUCCUCGCCUCAGGUCGAGCUGCAGCUCUGCAACCGGCUGAUCUCGGCUGCGUCUGGUUCUCCGGUGCUUUCACACCAGUGACGCUGUGUUCCCCUUUGAUCACAGACUGUAGACAAAUCAUACAUUGUUCCCGUCACACUUUUCAAGAGUAAAUUUGAAAACGCCCCCAAGUGCAUUUAAAACAACCAAAUGACGUCCUGAUCUGGUGAAGUCGUAGCUAACGGUUUUUUUUUUUUUUGCGGCUGCUUAACAUCUCUGAAGUGAAAUGUGCAUCAUGUGUUUUGUGCCAAAUUUUAUUUUGGUUUGCUUUUUUUCAUACUGUGUGUGUGUGACUGUUUAUUUGCUUCUCAUGUCUUAAUUUUCUUUGGCAGAUUUUUAUACUUUUAAAACUUCAUACAAAUUUAGGAGUAUUUGUGGCUAGAUGGUGAAUAACCAAACGUCUCUGUCUGCGUUUCCAGUCUCGGUCUUCACUUGAUAACAUUUCAUCUUGGUUAGUUACAUUGGAUCAGCUCCGAGUCACUGAAUGUCCGAAUCCAAGCUGCACACGUUGACCACACUGCGCCCUCGAGGUCUCCACUCACCUGUCGCAUAGUUUGUAUUCUUUCAGAGGGGGUGUUACCUAACCAGAAGCUGUUACUCCUGAUUUAACCUCCGAAUAUCAUUCUCAUUUUCUUUUUCUUUUUUAAUGCAUCAUUUCUUGGACCAACACAGUAAAUUCAGAUCCUUCAUAAAUUGGUAAGAUUCUGCACCAGCCCCACGCAGAUGACUGCAAAUGUACAAAAGUCACCUGUACGUACAGUAAAUGUAUAUAUUUAAUCGCUCAAGGAGACGGCCGCCUCUCGGCCUAUUUGGUUGUUCGGUGCAGUCAUGAUCUCUUUCUCAACUUACCUGCUAGCCACUCCUGUUUUUAGUACAACGUGGUCUGUGGCCUGAAACCCCCCCCCCCCCCCUCUCUGUGUGCCUAAAUUUAGCCAAGAAAUUAGUAUGGCAACAUAAGUAAAUGGUGGUUAUUAUGUAAAUAUGGGAAACUAAUGACAAACUAUUUAUUAAAGGUUUAUUGUACAAUGAAA